AUGCUUACUCGCGCAGAAUUCUUCGCCCAAGCUCCUGCUAUCGUACAGCCAGGAGACACAUGUCCCAUUUGUCUAGAGGAACUAGAGGGCCAACACCCUCUUCGCCUCAGGUGCAACCCGAACCACGUCUACUGUCGAGAAUGCAUCAGACCAUGGGCCACCCAGCACCGUCGUUGUAUCCUGAUGUGUGGAAUUGAACCGUGGGAUCCUGCACCAUGGACAGACAUCUCACAAGCACUUAUACAUAAGACCAACGUGGACUUGUUCCAUUCGGCCAAGUAUACCUUUGGAGUUUCGCCUGGAACACGAGCUGACUAUAUCGCGGGUUCGUUCACAUUUACCGAGGAUGACACCUUCCUGCCUUUGGACGGACGCUGGAUUGAUUACCUCGCUGCUAGACGUGAGCCGAACAUGAAAGGUAUACCCAUGAUUCAAGUGAGCAUCGAAAGCCAAAUGGCCAUGGAAGGUGUUGGCUUGUCCGAACCCGAGAGACUUCUCCUCCCAAUCGUCAAUCUUGCUAAUGUCAUUCCCCUCCUUGCAGCCAACUCAGGUCGCCCAUACAAUGCAAGUGACAUGCAGCAAUGGCGCCUCGUGGCGACACACUUGGUUAGUCACAUUCCUAUGGAUGCUGUGGUCUUCCCAGAGAUCGAGGUCGUGCCUAGAGAUUUGAAGGAGGUAAUCCUCAAAAGCCUGAGUACCGCGGGUGCGGACGUGACCAACAUCACGUUUUUGCAAAAGGGAACGCAUGGCUCAGAUCUGGACCUCCUGAUGGAGUAUGUUGCAUACAUCAUGUAUAGGGAGUGCUGGGUGACGAGUACGCAUACUCGCCCAGGAUUCAUAGCACUGCAGAAGUUUCGUUCUUUGCGUAAAAUCCAAGCUCGGCGAUUCGAGCAGGCCACAUGGAUGCUUGAGGAUCCCGAGCGUCAAUGUGAAAUGAUGUGA
Messenger RNA from Ramularia collo-cygni, 942 nucleotides. RefSeq lists its product as uncharacterized. Bases 1 to 942 code for a protein of 313 amino acids. The record is from RefSeq and is a predicted model, not a curated record. The transcript has a single exon. Lineage: Eukaryota; Fungi; Ascomycota; Dothideomycetes; Mycosphaerellales; Mycosphaerellaceae.